This is a messenger RNA of Micropterus dolomieu (smallmouth bass), 3178 nucleotides long. RefSeq names its product GLIS family zinc finger 3 (gene glis3). Gene Ontology annotation, cellular component: nucleus. The record is from RefSeq and is a predicted model, not a curated record. NCBI's taxonomy places the organism in Eukaryota, Metazoa, Chordata, Actinopteri, Centrarchiformes, Centrarchidae. The transcript is spliced from 11 exons. The coding region runs from base 435 to 3056 and encodes 873 amino acids. Gene Ontology annotation, biological process: regulation of transcription by RNA polymerase II. Gene Ontology annotation, molecular function: RNA polymerase II cis-regulatory region sequence-specific DNA binding; DNA-binding transcription factor activity, RNA polymerase II-specific.
CCACAGCAACUAGCAAAAAAAUAAUUAUUUAAUUAUUUUCUGUUAAUGUCCACUCAGUUUGAAAUGACGUCGUUCACGUAAAGCUUGGUCAAGGGCAAAGGGGGUAGUCGGUGAAAGAAAAGGAGUUCCUGGAAACAGAGGAGUGAGGCGGGACGCCGCGGUUUAAACUGAGAGAUUUCUCAGAGGCUUGACUUCUCUGCUUAGUGCACAGUCACACCCGCCACAAACUCUUGUGGCACGGCAGUCGAUCUCCUGGUGUUAUCCAUCCUGACGGGGCCAUUCAUCCUGACAUGUCACUUUGGGGAAAGCGUUUGCAACAACAUCAACAGGUAUGAGCAGUGGAUUAUCAUAUCCUGUGUAAAGCUACUUUUACCAACUGCAACCACUUACAUCAACUUUGAGAGCUCAGAGCUUCUGAUAAAUCUGCUUCAGCCAUGAGUGGACAGGGUUGUCACCUCCUGGUGUCCCCUUGCAAUGUGUCCCCAUCACUAAGCAUGAUCAGAGGACAGCAGUCGCAAUCCAUCAGGAUACCUAUGUCUUCCCCCCAACGGGCCAGUCUUAGUUCCUCCUCGGGCAUGGAGAAAGUGAAAACAGGGACAAUCCACUCCUUUGCUUCUGGGAUACAGGGUGGAAGCCAUGUUGUCCUGCCAACCCUGAGCCUCCGCAGACAGGUGUUGACCAAUGUGAAACAUUUAAACAUGCCGACUGCAUCCCUACAGCAGCAAGUGCCUACUCAUCCUCCAACCACAACAGUGACAACUACCAUACAGACAGGGCUCUGCUCCUCUACCAACAGCUUCAAGGCAGGUUGCUCUGUGUAUGGGCCUACCAUGGAAGUAUUUGGUCAGCCAGCUGCUGCUAACCUGACAGUAACCAGCAGUCCCAUGACUGUUGUCAAAGGCCAACGGUUUACUGCGGGGCCUGCAGAACCACAUCCUCCAUCACAUCCACAUAGUGUGCAGAAUCCCCACACUGAUGCCAGAUCCUUACUGUCCAGAGAAUCCCUGGCAUCCACUACCCUUAGUCUGUUUGAAACACAGUCAAUGUUUAGUGGCAGACAUGAAUGGUCAUAUGGCUACCGUGUGCUUCCUCCGUUGGGUCUACCUCAGGGCUCCACCCAGGCCAGCGAGGGAGGUGAGCAGCUCAGCCUUUCCCCUGGCACAGCCAUGUCCGGCACGACCAUAUCAGGUGGCACCAGCACCUCUGCCUCUCUGCCCUCGUACCUCUUUGCAGGUGAUGUUGGAAGCCCCAGACAGUCUCGAGCUAAGAAGAGGGCUCUCUCAAUGUCGCCUUUGUCAGAUGUCAUGGGUAUUGAUUUCACCUCCAUCAUACGCACCUCACCUACCUCACUUGUGGCUUACAUCAAUAGUUCCCGCAGCUCUCCAUCCUCCCACCCCACACUCUCACCUGUCCAGUCUGACGGUUAUGGACACUUCCUGGGUGUAAGGGGUUGCUACAUCCCCGUGGCCCAUCCCUACAGUAUGCCAGGCUCGUCACAGGCUCUGGCACCAGAGACAGAAUGUGGCCGCAUGCAGAUGCUUGAAGAGGGAGGUGGUCUGGCAAGCCAGAUGGCUAACAUGGUGGUGGAGCAGCAAUGCCUCCCAGAGGAAGGAGGGGCACUGGAGACGACUUCAGAGAGCUGCAGCCAAACCACCAACAACCUGCUGCCACAUCUACAGUUACAGCCAGCCAUGUUGAUUACUGUCCCAGAAGUUGCUACUCCACAGGGGCCACCACCACCCUACCACUCACACCAGCACAUCCACCUCACUAGACGACACUGCAAAAUAAACCCCCUUUCUCAGGACCCUCUCGCACAGGCUCCCAUGGUUCCUCCCAGGCAUGGGGUGAGCUUUUUACCCCAGGUCCCAAUGCUGGAGGAAGAAGAAGGAGAGCUGGAUGACUAUGGGGCCCACUGCUGCAGGUGGCUGAACUGCAGUGCAGUCUAUGAGCAAAAGGAGGAGCUGGUAAAGCACAUAGAAAAGCUACAUGUGGACCAGCGCAAGGCUGAGGAUUUCACAUGCUACUGGGUGGGCUGUCCACGCAACUUCAAGCCCUUCAAUGCCCGAUACAAGCUUCUUAUCCACAUGAGGGUCCAUUCAGGAGAGAAACCCAACAAGUGCACGUUCGAGGGCUGCAAGAAGGCUUUCUCUCGGCUAGAAAAUCUGAAGAUCCACCUGCGUAGCCACACGGGGGAGAAACCCUACCUGUGUCAGCACCCAGGAUGUCACAAGGCCUUCAGCAACUCAAGUGACAGAGCUAAACACCAGCGUACACACCUGGAAACAAAGCCAUAUACGUGCCAGGUGCCUGGCUGCGCAAAGCGUUACACUGAUCCCAGCUCCUUGAGGAAACAUGUGAAAUCCCACUCUACUAAAGAACGACAGUUACGGAAGAAGAUGAAAUCCACUGCUGGUGUGACCCAGGACACUCUGACAGACUGUUUAACCAUCCAUCCUCUGCAACUAAGCCUUUCUCCUCUGGCAAGGAAAGACAACAACUUGAAAAACCCUUGUGCAUCUCAUGAGUCAUACUCUGCUGCUCCACAGGGACAAGACUCCUCCAGCAGUCCUCACCUGGCUCUGUUGUGCUCCUUACAAGAUGACUACAGGUUUGUUGAUCCUUCCCCUCACCAGCUCUUCCUCGGGGACCAGCAUGGGCCUUGCUCCUCCUCCUGCCUCCCACAUCCUCCCAAUGGGACGUCCCUGCAGAACAACCGAGAUCUGAAGCAGCCACGCCAGCCUCCUGAUCUAGCAGACCACACUCCAGGGCAGAUGAAGAUGCUAUAUUCUCCUCCACAAUAUGGUGGGAUCACAGCACAGACCAGAUCGAGUCACCUGAUGCAAGAUGAUGCCUUUGGUGACAGCCUCCCUCCAACAGUCAAUAAUCCCAAUGGGGUGACCACCUUACAAACAGCUCUUUCCCGCAUUACAGGGUAUGAUGUCCACAGCCAAGCACAGAAUAUGACUCCUAAUCAAGAAUUGCAUGAAGGGGAUUUCUUCAGCAUGGUGGACCAAUGCACAAGCCAGGUCUCCAGCAUCUACACAGAGAAAUGAUAUUUUCUCAAUUGCGGCUUUUGUUCCUUUGCGCUGUUUUUUACGUCACCGCUCCAUUUAAGUCGAAUGGUCAUUAUAGCAAGAACACCUUUGAUGGCAAUGCAACCUGGUAGCAGUUUCAU